Molecule: messenger RNA, 2145 nt
Organism: Chenopodium quinoa (quinoa)
Lineage: Eukaryota; Viridiplantae; Streptophyta; Magnoliopsida; Caryophyllales; Amaranthaceae
Product: monothiol glutaredoxin-S17-like
Exons: 3
Coding region: 278-1756 (492 amino acids)
Source: RefSeq, a predicted model, not a curated record
AUACGUGACAUUAGUCGAGCAUCAAAGCCCAUCAAACCAAAAGAAAAUCAACGGCAAAGAUCGAUUGAUUCUUCAGGAAUUCGGCGUUAACAUUGACUCUCAAACAACCCUCACUCACAAGUCACAACAAGUCACACCCACAAUUAUUCUCUCUUUCUCUUCAAAUUUCUGGGUUUAUUUUCCCAGAAAACCAAAUCUCAUCAAUCAAUCACUUUAAUUUGUGAUUCUCUCUCAUCUUAAUCGAAAAGAGAGAGAUUGAAGAUCAUACAACCUAAAAAUGGCGAGUGGAAGUGUGAAAAAUGCGGGGUCUAAAGCAGAGGUUGAUAAGGCGGUGAGCGAGGGUAAUCCUGUCAUUUUACAUUUCUGGGCGACUUGGUGUGAAGCCUCCAAACACAUGGACCAAGUUUUCUCUCACCUUUCCACUGAUUUUCCUCAUGCCCAUUUCUUCAGGGUUGAAGCCGAGGAGCAACCAGAGAUAUCUGAGGCUUUUUCUGUUUCUGCUGUGCCUUACUUCGUCUUUUUUAAGGGUGGCAAGGCUGUCGAUACAUUGGAGGGAGCAGAUCCAUCCAGCUUGGCUAACAAAGUUGCCAAAGUUGCUGGAUCAGUCAAUCCUGAUGAACCUGCUGCACCUGCCAGUCUUGGUUUGGCUGCUGGAGCCACUGUCCUAGAAACAGUGAAAGAAUUUGCUAAAUAUGAUAGGGAAGUUCCAGUGGGCAAUCAGACUGGUCGCAGUGAUGAUCUUAACAAGAAACUACGGCAGUUGAUUAAUUCUCAUCCAGUUAUGCUAUUCAUGAAAGGAACCCCAGAAGAGCCAAAAUGUGGAUUCAGCCAGAAAGUUGUUAAUAUUUUGAAUGAAGAGAAACUCCAGUUUGGAAGCUUUGAUAUCCUAACUGACCAAGAAGUUAGAGAUGGGUUGAAGAAAUUCUCCAAUUGGCCAACAUAUCCUCAGCUGUACUGCAAAGGUGAACUUAUUGGUGGAUGUGAUAUAGUCAUUUCUAUGCAUGAGGGUGAUGAGCUGAAAUACAUUUUCAGUGAUCAUGAGAUAGAUUCCACUAAUGUCAUUGACGAGAAAUUAUCUGAAUCAGGAAGUGGAAAGGGGGGUGUAUCAGCAUCGACUGGCUUAAGUUCAUCUGUUACUUCUCGCCUUGUAAGCCUCAUCAACUCGAGUCCUGUUAUGGUUUUCAUGAAAGGUACACCAGAAGAACCAAAGUGUGGUUUCAGCCGAAAAGUCCUUGACAUUCUUGAGCAAGAAAAGGUGGAAUAUAAGAGUUUUGAUGUCUUAACUGAUACCGAAGUUCGUCAAGGUCUCAAGGUUCAUUCAAAUUGGUCCAGCUAUCCCCAGCUAUACAUUAAGGGUGAACUCAUUGGUGGGUCAGAUGUUGUAUUGGAGAUGCAGAAAAGUGGUGAGCUCAGGAGGGUUUUGGCUGAUAAAGGGGUCAUUAUUCCUCAUGAAACACUUGAUGAUCGUCUGACUAAAUUGGUCAGCAGUUCACCUGUUAUGCUUUUCAUGAAGGGCACCCCUGAUGCUCCUAAAUGUGGUUUCAGCUCCAAAGUGGUGAAUGCCUUGACAGAUGAAGGUGUGACAUUUGGAUCUUUUGAUAUUCUGAGUGACGAUGCAGUUAGACAGGGGCUGAAGACGUUUUCUAAUUGGCCUACUUAUCCCCAACUUUACUACAAAGGUGAGCUGAUUGGAGGUUGUGAUAUCAUUUUGGAGAUGAAGAACAAUGGAGAGCUUAAAUCAAUCUUUUCAGAGUAGGUACUAUGAUGUGAAUUUGCAGGAUGUCGAAAAUAACAUCAGUCAGCAACUUGAUUGCACAGUAGUCUUACAUAUUGAUUUAUGGCCAAAUGUGAUUUUUUCUACACCAUACAGGUUCAAGAGUUUCGCGGUGUAGUUGACGUUUAUGUUUUUGGCUUUUUUAGUCUGAGGUUGCUCUCUUUGUAGUUGUUUGGUGGUGAUAGUUUCAAGGGUACGAGUAGAUCUGUCAUUACAUGGAGUAUUAGGCUAGAGUUAUAUGUACAACUGCUUUUCUAGUCUUAAAGUUUUCGCUGUUUUGAGAGAAUGGUAUCACACACUUUGGGUCGUUUAUGAGAAACUAAUUACUUACGAGUUGGAUUGGAUAAAUAUGCACUGCUUUUGUUUCAUAA